AUGUCAGCCGCUGCGCCUGGUUCGUCCCCCAAGGUUGCGAAGGCUUCCAAGCCAAAAGCAGCCAAGAAGGCUCCGUCUCAUCCAACCUACUCCGCCAUGAUCCGCAGGGCAGUCUCCGAGUUGAAGGAUAAAUCAGGAUCAUCGAAGGCUGCUAUUCUGAAGUUCAUACUAUCGCACUACAAGCUUGGAGACAAUGUAACUAAGAUCAACUCUCAACUCCGCAUCGCACUCAAGAAGGCUGUCGCGAAAGGUGAACUGAAACAAGUUAAAGGGAGCGGAGCAUCUGGGAGCUUCAGGCUUGGUGAGAAAUCUGGAGCAGGGGCCAAGAAGCAUGUUGGCAAGAAACCGGCCGCCAAAAAGCACAAGUCCUCCGAAGCUGCGACGAAGAAACCCAAAGCGGAAAAGAAGGCCAAGAGCCCGAAGAAGGCCAAAGCUCCUAAAGCUAAGACUGCCAAGAAGCCUGUCAACAAAGCUGCCAAGCCGAAAGCCAAGAAAGCUAAGGUGUCCGGCUCUAAGGCUAAGAAGGUUAAGGCGUAG
Messenger RNA from Angiostrongylus costaricensis, 537 nucleotides. Lineage: Eukaryota; Metazoa; Nematoda; Chromadorea; Rhabditida; Metastrongylidae. The record is from the annotation of a GenBank genome assembly.